CGGAAACUCUUACUUGCACAGGCCAUUUAAGCAGUCGUAAUGACUACCAAUGUGGUCAUUUGAUCCAUUCACGUCUCAUGAACGAGCUGUGUUCUUUUAGCAAACAUUUAAACCUAUUAUUCCAUUCGGUAACGUUCGAACUACCAGCAGUUCACAAAGACGGCAGAAAUAUCAAAUGCUUAUCAAGAUACCAGACACCGACAAGGAAGAUACAAUGCGAGAUCCCAUUCACAAUGCUCUCGACGCAGGUCUUCGAGCUCUAGGAGGAGAGAAGGGUGCGUUGGCAAGUUUCUGGCGAAAGUUAAGGGAGAAGGACAAGAAAGGUUCCCGGGUUCAUAAAGAAUCGGACGAUCCAAGUGACGAUGGCAACUAUGAAGGCUAUUUGCGGUCCAUGAAAAGAGAGAGACGCUAUUCCCCGCCGAUGCCCGGCGUGGGACAGCGAUACGGUGGUCGGGCAUACGGCGGACUUGGUCAAUAUGGUGGAUAUGGUCCACCGCCCUUCCCCUUCCCAAACCAGGACAGAGAUGCUCUUAACCCGAUGCCUAAUGAACGGCCAAUCCCAUAUGGCCUCGGUCGUGACCGGGACCGUCGCGACCGCCGCCGUGGUCCAAAUACACCAUACGGCCAACCUCCCCUGCCAAUAGAUAAUUCCUGGCGUCCAUUACUCGGUUACGGAAUACGCGAUCGCGGGCAGAUCGAUCGUGCGUUACUUCAAUAUGCUCAACAAGAGCAACUCGCUCGAGCAGGUAGGGGCAGGGGACAACUGCCUCCCUUCAUGCCACCACCUGCUUAUGGAAGACGAAGCGAGCCGAUCUUGAAUCCGAGAGAUUUGUUGAGAUCUCCACCACGGGAGAUUCGAGAACCAGCAGGAAGACCUGACAAGAAACGUCGCAACUCACCAGCUCGAAGACCAGUGCCAGAACCCAAACGUACAGUCUCCGCGCCAGCGGAGUCAAAACGACCAGAGAAGACUCCAAACAAAAUAUCGAAAGGCGAGAAGAAGAAAGAGGAACCGAAAAUGCGUUCGCCUCCUCCUGCCACACCACCGGCACGUCCUUCGCCCGAGAAGUCAGUGUCGACUCAUUCCUCGCAAGAUGACCAGUCCUCCAUUGCUACCAGGCGCCGACUUGGGGAUAUGAACAGAACCUUCAUUGAGGGAAUGGUUUCAAAAACCACCCUUGUGUCAUCGAGUUGGUCUGUACCCUCGCUGGUGAAAUGA
Mollisia scopiformis is the source of this 1219-nucleotide messenger RNA. RefSeq lists its product as uncharacterized. The record is from RefSeq and is a predicted model, not a curated record. Lineage: Eukaryota; Fungi; Ascomycota; Leotiomycetes; Helotiales; Mollisiaceae. The transcript is spliced from 2 exons. Bases 176 to 1219 code for a protein of 347 amino acids.